AUGACACCGCCAAGUUGCAUGUCGGUCAGUCUUCAAGACAGCUCCAUGGAAACGUUUCAAUCUAAUGGGACUUAUAACUGUACUCUCCACUCCCCCGCUGGAAGAGCGGUUCCAUUUGUAGACCGUGGGAUUUCCACGACUCUACGAGUCUUGGGUGACACAGCCCCUUUGAAUCCUUUGCAAUGGAUGGAGUACCUGAGAUUAACAAUGUAG
Molecule: messenger RNA, 213 nt
Organism: Botrytis fragariae
Lineage: Eukaryota; Fungi; Ascomycota; Leotiomycetes; Helotiales; Sclerotiniaceae
Exons: 2
Coding region: 1-213 (70 amino acids)
Source: RefSeq, a predicted model, not a curated record